Molecule: messenger RNA, 21408 nt
Organism: Passer domesticus (house sparrow)
Lineage: Eukaryota; Metazoa; Chordata; Aves; Passeriformes; Passeridae
Gene: AHNAK2
Product: AHNAK nucleoprotein 2
Exons: 19
Coding region: 1-21408 (7135 amino acids)
Biological process (GO): regulation of RNA splicing
Cellular component (GO): cytoplasm; nucleus; costamere
Molecular function (GO): protein binding
Source: RefSeq, a predicted model, not a curated record
AUGGCUGGUUCUGGACGACAGCUGAGAGCGGCCGAGCCCCCGGGAGAUGCUGAUGCCGAUGCAGAUGCAGAGGAGGAAGAUUCUGUUAAUGAAGUGGCAGUAGAAGACAUUCGUCCAAGGCCACAAGGAUCCUCUCCAGUUUAUGAGUAUCCCGUAGAAGAAGACUAUUUAAAGCUUCAAGAAGCAAACAAAAAACAUUCUACAGACAAAUCAAAGCAGAGUCAUCCACAGGAGACAAUGGAAGUGACCCUGAAAACAGAAGUGGAAGCUGGAGCUAGUGGUUUUAGUGUGAAAGGUGGAGGAAAUGAAGGAAUAUUUAUUAAAAAAGUACUUAAGGAAUCUCCUGCUUCAAAAGUAUUUAGUCUUAGAGAAGGUGAUCAGCUUCUAAGUGCUACAAUAUUUUUCGAUAAUAUCAAAUAUGAAGAUGCACUCAAGAUUCUCCAAUAUUCCGAGCCAUACAGAGUCCAAUUCAGCCUCAAAAGAAAAAUUGCCGUGCAAGAAGAUCUGGAACACUCUACAGGCCAGCAGAAAAAAGAAAGGAUAGGCCAGGAAAAAGAAUUCAGUGAGAGCAUUCCUGAAGAAACACUGCAUGUUUCAGGAAAAUCCAUUUCAGAAGAAGACAGGGAAACAUUAAUUGUAAGCCAAAGGGUAGGAAGAAGUAAGAGACCUAAAAAAGAUAGAUUAUCAUGGCCAAAAUUUCAAUCAAUCAAAAAUAAAAAGAUACUGAGGCACAGAAGAUCUCAUAGUACAUCAGAUGCGUAUGAGCCUGCUUUGCAGGACAUUUCCCCUACAAGCACGGACACAGAGUCUCAAUUUCCACAAGAGGUCCAUACCAAAGAGAAAAAAGGAAGCCAAAGGAAGCUGAAGUUCCCUAGCAUUGGAUUCAGAAUGCACAGGUCCAAACCAGAACCACAAGAGAAGCAAAAAAAAGAAAUAAAAACGACACUGAUCUCUGAAAGAGAAAAAAUAUAUAAAGAUGAUAUAAGCCUGGAAAAUCCCGAAAUCUUAACUGUUGAAUAUACCACAUCUCCUGCUUAUGAAAUGAAAAUGGGGGAGGGACAUGAAACUUUAACAAAAGACUUAAAAGAGAUUAAAAAUGGCAUUCCAUCUCAUGUAAAACAAUGCCCUGAAGUUGAAAUAAGCAUUAAAAAAGACAAGGAAGCAACAUCAAAAUUUAGUGUACCUGAAGUACCAGACAUAACAACAGAGAUACCAAAGCCUAGUUUAGAAACUGCUGAUCUGAAAGUAAGCCCAACUAAAAAAUCACCACAAGUCUCAUCAAAAUCCCGAAAAAAGAAACAGAAAGGAACAGCAGAUAAAAAAGAUGGAGAAGGUGGAAUUAACAUAGACUUGAUGGGUCACAAUAUAAAAGGAUCUGUACAGGUAAAAGGCCUAGAAAUUGGCACAGCUAAAGCAGAAUUACAGACACCUGACACACUGGAAACAGGAGAAAAACAAGCAGAAGACACACAAAUACUAAAUAUUCAGAAAAUAAACUAUGGCGUUUCAGUGUCCGAAAGAGUAGAGACAGAGACGGACACUACCAAACAGGGAAGUGACGUUCCAGAAAAAACAGCUGAUAUGACUUCAGAGGACAAUAGGAAUUUCAAUGUGAAAACUGUUAUACCAGAUGCAGAAUCAGACACAUCUACUUGGAAAAUACAAAUGCCGUCAUUCAAAGUGACCAAAGCACCUAAGACUGACAUGAAAAUAGCAAGAGAAGAAAGCAAAGAGGACACAGAAGAUAGUGUAACAAAGGAAAGGAUGGAGGAAGAUGGCAUACCCACAAAUGACAAGGCCUUAAAUAGGGAAAUUGGAAUGAAGAGAGGAGAAAAAGAUAUGGAGGGGAAAGAAAGCAAAUUCAGACUGCCAAAGUUAAAAUUCCCUACAUUUACCUGGUCAGUUAACAAGGAAGAAACUGACCAGCCUGAAGCACAGAUAAGUGAAAAAAUAACACAACCUGACAUCAAAGCUCCCAAGGUGGACAUCAGCCUGCCCUCCGUCGACGUCACCCUUCCGCAGGCGGAGCUCAAGGCCGCCGAUGCCGACAUCACUGUCACGGCCCCUGACGUCAAGCUGCCCUCGGUCGAAGGCUCCCUCGAGCUGCAGGCGCCCGACGUAGACCUCAAAGCGCCCUCCGCCGAAGGCAAGCUGGAGCUGGAAGGCACGGGCCUGAAAGGCAAGCUCAAGAUGCCCAAGUUUGACAAGCCCAAAUUCACAGUGUCCUCCCCCAAGGCCGAGGCGCCCACAGCCGAGGUCAGCCUGCCCAGCGCAGAGCUCGACCUCCCCUCCGCCUCCGUGACGGCUGCAGGGGAGGGCACCGGCGUGAAGCUGGAGAAGCCCUCCCUCAAGAUGCCCAAAGCCGACAUCAAAGCUCCCAAGGUGGACAUCAGCCUGCCCUCCGUCGACGUCACCCUUCCGCAGGCCAGCGUCGACCUGCAGGCGCCCGAGGCCACUCUUAGCCUUGAGGGAGAUGCCAAAGUCCCAGAGAAGGAGGCCGCCAAGACCAAGGACGGCAAGUUCAAGAUGCCCAAGUUCGGCAUGCCUUCCUUUGGCUGGUCCAGCAGCAGAGAGCCCAAGGGCACCGUGGCCGCCGAGGUGGACGUCAGCCUCCAGAAGCCUGAAGUUACACUGCCUUCCGGAGCCGCCGAAGUGGAGGUGACCCUGCCCGCGGCCGAUAUCCAAGCGCCCGGAGUGGAGGUGACCGUGGAGACGCCCACGGUAACAGCAGAGGGUGAGAAAGGCCGAUUCAAGAUGCCCGACGUCAAGAUGCCCAGCGUCAAGCUGCCCAAAGUCAAAGCUCCCCAGGCGCAGGUCAGCCUGCCCAAGGCCGAGGUCUCGCUGCCCAAGGGCCAGGAGGGCGAAGUCGCCCUGCAGGGCCCCGAGGCCGAAGCCAGCCUGGAGGUGGCCGCUGGCAAAGCUGAGGGCGGCGGCAUGAAAAUACACAUGCCCAAAGUCAAGGUGCCCAGCGUGGUCUUCUCCAAGCCCACCGUCAAGACUCCCAAACUGGACGCAGACGUCAGCCUCCCGCAGGCGGAGCUCAAGGCCGCCGAUGCCGACAUCACUGUCACGGCCCCUGACGUCAAGCUGCCCUCGGUCGAAGGCUCCCUCGAGCUGCAGGCGCCCGACGUAGACCUCAAAGCGCCCUCCGCCGAAGGCAAGCUGGAGCUGGAAGGCACGGGCCUGAAAGGCAAGCUCAAGAUGCCCAAGUUUGACAAGCCCAAAUACACAGUGUCCUCCCCCAAGGCCGAGGCGCCCACAGCCGAGGUCAGCCUGCCCAGCGCAGAGCUCGAACUCCCCUCCGCCACCGUGACGGCUGCAGGGGAGGGCACCGGCCUCGACCUCCCCUCCGCCUCCGUGACGGCUGCAGGGGAGGGCACCGGCGUGAAGCUGGAGAAGCCCUCCCUCAAGAUGCCCAAAGCCGACAUCAAAGCUCCCAAGGUGGACAUCAGCCUGCCCUCCGUCGACGUCACCCUUCCGCAGGCCAGCGUCGACCUGCAGGCGCCCGAGGCCACUCUUAGCCUUGAGGGAGAUGCCAAAGUCCCAGAGAAGGAGGCCGCCAAGACCAAGGACGGCAAGUUCAAGAUGCCCAAGUUUGGCAUGCCUUCCUUUGGCUGGUCCAGCAGCAGAGAGCCCAAGGGCACCGUGGCCGCCGAGGUGGACGUCAGCCUCCAGAAGCCUGAAGUUACACUGCCUUCCGGAGCCGCCGAAGUGGAGGUGACCCUGCCCGCGGCCGAUAUCCAAGCGCCCGGAGUGGAGGUGACCGUGGAGACGCCCACGGUAACAGCAGAGGGUGAGAAAGGCCGAUUCAAGAUGCCCGACGUCAAGAUGCCCAGCGUCAAGCUGCCCAAAGUCAAAGCUCCCCAGGCGCAGGUCAGCCUGCCCAAGGCCGAGGUCUCGCUGCCCAAGGGCCAGGAGGGCGAAGUCGCCCUGCAGGGCCCCGAGGCCGAAGCCAGCCUGGAGGUGGCCGCUGGCAAAGCUGAGGGCGGCGGCAUGAAAAUACACAUGCCCAAAGUCAAGGUGCCCAGCGUGGUCUUCUCCAAGCCCACCGUCAAGACUCCCAAACUGGACGCAGACGUCAGCCUCCCGCAGGCGGAGCUCAAGGCCGCCGAUGCCGACAUCACUGUCACGGCCCCUGACGUCAAGCUGCCCUCGGUCGAAGGCUCCCUCGAGCUGCAGGCGCCCGACGUAGACCUCAAAGCGCCCUCCGCCGAAGGCAAGCUGGAGCUGGAAGGCACGGGCCUGAAAGGCAAGCUCAAGAUGCCCAAGUUUGACAAGCCCAAAUACACAGUGUCCUCCCCCAAGGCCGAGGCGCCCACAGCCGAGGUCAGCCUGCCCAGCGCAGAGCUCGAACUCCCCUCCGCCACCGUGACGGCUGCAGGGGAGGGCACCGGCCUCGACCUCCCCUCCGCCUCCGUGACGGCUGCAGGGGAGGGCACCGGCGUGAAGCUGGAGAAGCCCUCCCUCAAGAUGCCCAAAGCCGACAUCAAAGCUCCCAAGGUGGACAUCAGCCUGCCCUCCGUCGACGUCACCCUUCCGCAGGCCAGCGUCGACCUGCAGGCGCCCGAGGCCACUCUUAGCCUUGAGGGAGAUGCCAAAGUCCCAGAGAAGGAGGCCGCCAAGACCAAGGACGGCAAGUUCAAGAUGCCCAAGUUUGGCAUGCCUUCCUUUGGCUGGUCCAGCAGCAGAGAGCCCAAGGGCACCGUGGCCGCCGAGGUGGACGUCAGCCUCCAGAAGCCUGAAGUUACACUGCCUUCCGGAGCCGCCGAAGUGGAGGUGACCCUGCCCGCGGCCGAUAUCCAAGCGCCCGGAGUGGAGGUGACCGUGGAGACGCCCACGGUAACAGCAGAGGGUGAGAAAGGCCGAUUCAAGAUGCCCGACGUCAAGAUGCCCAGCGUCAAGCUGCCCAAAGUCAAAGCUCCCCAGGCGCAGGUCAGCCUGCCCAAGGCCGAGGUCUCGCUGCCCAAGGGCCAGGAGGGCGAAGUCGCCCUGCAGGGCCCCGAGGCCGAAGCCAGCCUGGAGGUGGCCGCUGGCAAAGCUGAGGGCGGCGGCAUGAAAAUACACAUGCCCAAAGUCAAGGUGCCCAGCGUGGUCUUCUCCAAGCCCACCGUCAAGACUCCCAAACUGGACGCAGACGUCAGCCUCCCGCAGGCGGAGCUCAAGGCCGCCGAUGCCGACAUCACUGUCACGGCCCCUGACGUCAAGCUGCCCUCGGUCGAAGGCUCCCUCGAGCUGCAGGCGCCCGACGUAGACCUCAAAGCGCCCUCCGUCGAAGGCAAGCUGGAGCUGGAAGGCACGGGCCUGAAAGGCAAGCUCAAGAUGCCCAAGUUUGACAAGCCCAAAUACACAGUGUCCUCCCCCAAGGCCGAGGCGCCCACAGCCGAGGUCAGCCUGCCCAGUGCAGAGCUCGACCUCCCCUCCGCCUCCGUGACGGCUGCAGGGGAGGGCACCGGCCUCGACCUCCCCUCCGCCACUGUGACGGCUGCAGGGGAGGGCACCGGCGUGAAGCUGGAGAAGCCCUCCCUCAAGAUGCCCAAAGCCGACAUCAAAGCUCCCAAGGUGGACAUCAGCCUGCCCUCCGUCGACGUCACCCUUCCGCAGGCCAGCGUCGACCUGCAGGCGCCCGAGGCCACUCUUAGCCUUGAGGGAGAUGCCAAAGUCCCAGAGAAGGAGGCUGCCAAGACCAAGGACGGCAAGUUCAAGAUGCCCAAGUUCGGCAUGCCUUCCUUUGGCUGGUCCAGCAGCAGAGAGCCCAAGGGCACCGUGGCCGCCGAGGUGGACGUCAGCCUCCAGAAGCCUGAAGUUACACUGCCUUCCGGAGCCGCCGAAGUGGAGGUGACCCUGCCCGCAGCCGAUAUCCAAGCGCCCGGAGUGGAGGUGACCGUGGAGACGCCCACGGUAACAGCAGAGGGUGAGAAAGGCCGAUUCAAGAUGCCCGACGUCAAGAUGCCCAGCGUCAAGCUGCCCAAAGUCAAAGCUCCCCAGGCGCAGGUCAGCCUGCCCAAGGCCGAGGUCUCGCUGCCCAAGGGCCAGGAGGGCGAAGUCGCCCUGCAGGGCCCCGAGGCCGAAGCCAGCCUGGAGGUGGCCGCUGGCAAAGCUGAGGGCGGCGGCAUGAAAAUACACAUGCCCAAAGUCAAGGUGCCCAGCGUGGUCUUCUCCAAGCCCACCGUCAAGACUCCCAAACUGGACGCAGACGUCAGCCUCCCGCAGGCAGAGCUCAAGGCCGCCGAUGCCGACAUCACUGUCACGGCCCCUGACGUCAAGCUGCCCUCGGUCGAAGGCUCCCUCGAGCUGCAGGCGCCCGACGUAGACCUCAAAGCGCCCUCCGCCGAAGGCAAGCUGGAGCUGGAAGGCACGGGCCUGAAAGGCAAGCUCAAGAUGCCCAAGUUUGACAAGCCCAAAUUCACAGUGUCCUCCCCCAAGGCCGAGGCGCCCACAGCCGAGGUCAGCCUGCCCAGCGCAGAGCUCGACCUCCCCUCCGCCUCCGUGACGGCUGCAGGGGAGGGCACCGGCCUCGACCUCCCCUCCGCCUCCGUGACGGCUGCAGGGGAGGGCACCGGCGUGAAGCUGGAGAAGCCCUCCCUCAAGAUGCCCAAAGCCGACAUCAAAGCUCCCAAGGUGGACAUCAGCCUGCCCUCCGUCGACGUCACCCUUCCGCAGGCCAGCGUCGACCUGCAGGCGCCCGAGGCCACUCUUAGCCUUGAGGGAGAUGCCAAAGUCCCAGAGAAGGAGGCCGCCAAGACCAAGGACGGCAAGUUCAAGAUGCCCAAGUUCGGCAUGCCUUCCUUUGGCUGGUCCAGCAGCAGAGAGCCCAAGGGCACCGUGGCCGCCGAGGUGGACGUCAGCCUCCAGAAGCCUGAAGUUACACUGCCUUCCGGAGCCGCCGAAGUGGAGGUGACCCUGCCCGCGGCCGAUAUCCAAGCGCCCGGAGUGGAGGUGACCGUGGAGACGCCCACGGUAACAGCAGAGGGUGAGAAAGGCCGAUUCAAGAUGCCCGACGUCAAGAUGCCCAGCGUCAAGCUGCCCAAAGUCAAAGCUCCCCAGGCGCAGGUCAGCCUGCCCAAGGCCGAGGUCUCGCUGCCCAAGGGCCAGGAGGGCGAAGUCGCCCUGCAGGGCCCCGAGGCCGAAGCCAGCCUGGAGGUGGCCGCUGGCAAAGCUGAGGGCGGCGGCAUGAAAAUACACAUGCCCAAAGUCAAGGUGCCCAGCGUGGUCUUCUCCAAGCCCACCGUCAAGACUCCCAAACUGGACGCAGACGUCAGCCUCCCGCAGGCGGAGCUCAAGGCCGCCGAUGCCGACAUCACUGUCACGGCCCCUGACGUCAAGCUGCCCUCGGUCGAAGGCUCCCUCGAGCUGCAGGCGCCCGACGUAGACCUCAAAGCGCCCUCCGCCGAAGGCAAGCUGGAGCUGGAAGGCACGGGCCUGAAAGGCAAGCUCAAGAUGCCCAAGUUUGACAAGCCCAAAUUCACAGUGUCCUCCCCCAAGGCCGAGGCGCCCACAGCCGAGGUCAGCCUGCCCAGCGCAGAGCUCGACCUCCCCUCCGCCUCCGUGACGGCUGCAGGGGAGGGCACCGGCCUCGACCUCCCCUCCGCCUCCGUGACGGCUGCAGGGGAGGGCACCGGCGUGAAGCUGGAGAAGCCCUCCCUCAAGAUGCCCAAAGCCGACAUCAAAGCUCCCAAGGUGGACAUCAGCCUGCCCUCCGUCGACGUCACCCUUCCGCAGGCCAGCGUCGACCUGCAGGCGCCCGAGGCCACUCUUAGCCUUGAGGGAGAUGCCAAAGUCCCAGAGAAGGAGGCCGCCAAGACCAAGGACGGCAAGUUCAAGAUGCCCAAGUUCGGCAUGCCUUCCUUUGGCUGGUCCAGCAGCAGAGAGCCCAAGGGCACCGUGGCCGCCGAGGUGGACGUCAGCCUCCAGAAGCCUGAAGUUACACUGCCUUCCGGAGCCGCCGAAGUGGAGGUGACCCUGCCCGCGGCCGAUAUCCAAGCGCCCGGAGUGGAGGUGACCGUGGAGACGCCCACGGUAACAGCAGAGGGUGAGAAAGGCCGAUUCAAGAUGCCCGACGUCAAGAUGCCCAGCGUCAAGCUGCCCAAAGUCAAAGCUCCCCAGGCGCAGGUCAGCCUGCCCAAGGCCGAGGUCUCGCUGCCCAAGGGCCAGGAGGGCGAAGUCGCCCUGCAGGGCCCCGAGGCCGAAGCCAGCCUGGAGGUGGCCGCUGGCAAAGCUGAGGGCGGCGGCAUGAAAAUACACAUGCCCAAAGUCAAGGUGCCCAGCGUGGUCUUCUCCAAGCCCACCGUCAAGACUCCCAAACUGGACGCAGACGUCAGCCUCCCGCAGGCGGAGCUCAAGGCCGCCGAUGCCGACAUCACUGUCACGGCCCCUGACGUCAAGCUGCCCUCGGUCGAAGGCUCCCUCGAGCUGCAGGCGCCCGACGUAGACCUCAAAGCGCCCUCCGCCGAAGGCAAGCUGGAGCUGGAAGGCACGGGCCUGAAAGGCAAGCUCAAGAUGCCCAAGUUUGACAAGCCCAAAUACACAGUGUCCUCCCCCAAGGCCGAGGCGCCCACAGCCGAGGUCAGCCUGCCCAGCGCAGAGCUCGACCUCCCCUCCGCCACCGUGACGGCUGCAGGGGAGGGCACCGGCCUCGACCUCCCCUCCGCCUCCGUGACGGCUGCAGGGGAGGGCACCGGCGUGAAGCUGGAGAAGCCCUCCCUCAAGAUGCCCAAAGCCGACAUCAAAGCUCCCAAGGUGGACAUCAGCCUGCCCUCCGUCGACGUCACCCUUCCGCAGGCCAGCGUCGACCUGCAGGCGCCCGAGGCCACUCUUAGCCUUGAGGGAGAUGCCAAAGUCCCAGAGAAGGAGGCCGCCAAGACCAAGGACGGCAAGUUCAAGAUGCCCAAGUUCGGCAUGCCUUCCUUUGGCUGGUCCAGCAGCAGAGAGCCCAAGGGCACCGGGGCCGCCGAGGUGGACGUCAGCCUCCAGAAGCCUGAAGUUACACUGCCUUCUGGAGCCGCCGAAGUGGAGGUGACCCUGCCCGCGGCCGAUAUCCAAGCGCCCGGAGUGGAGGUGACCGUGGAGACGCCCACGGUAACAGCAGAGGGUGAGAAAGGCCGAUUCAAGAUGCCCGACGUCAAGAUGCCCAGCGUCAAGCUGCCCAAAGUCAAAGCUCCCCAGGCGCAGGUCAGCCUGCCCAAGGCCGAGGUCUCGCUGCCCAAGGGCCUGGAGGGCGAAGUCGCCCUGCAGGGCCCCGAGGCCGAAGCCAGCCUGGAGGUGGCCGCUGGCAAAGCUGAGGGCGGCGGCAUGAAAAUACACAUGCCCAAAGUCAAGGUGCCCAGCGUGGUCUUCUCCAAGCCCACCGUCAAGACUCCCAAACUGGACGCAGACGUCAGCCUCCCGCAGGCGGAGCUCAAGGCCGCCGAUGCCGACAUCACUGUCACGGCCCCUGACGUCAAGCUGCCCUCGGUCGAAGGCUCCCUCGAGCUGCAGGCGCCCGACGUAGACCUCAAAGCGCCCUCCGCCGAAGGCAAGCUGGAGCUGGAAGGCACGGGCCUGAAAGGCAAGCUCAAGAUGCCCAAGUUUGACAAGCCCAAAUUCACAGUGUCCUCCCCCAAGGCCGAGGCGCCCACAGCCGAGGUCAGCCUGCCCAGCGCAGAGCUCGACCUCCCCUCCGCCUCCGUGACGGCUGCAGGGGAGGGCACCGGCGUGAAGCUGGAGAAGCCCUCCCUCAAGAUGCCCAAAGCCGACAUCAAAGCUCCCAAGGUGGACAUCAGCCUGCCCUCCGUCGACGUCACCCUUCCGCAGGCCAGCGUCGACCUGCAGGCGCCCGAGGCCACUCUUAGCCUUGAGGGAGAUGCCAAAGUCCCAGAGAAGGAGGCCGCCAAGACCAAGGACGGCAAGUUCAAGAUGCCCAAGUUCGGCAUGCCUUCCUUUGGCUGGUCCAGCAGCAGAGAGCCCAAGGGCACCGUGGCCGCCGAGGUGGACGUCAGCCUCCAGAAGCCUGAAGUUACACUGCCUUCCGGAGCCGCCGAAGUGGAGGUGACCCUGCCCGCGGCCGAUAUCCAAGCGCCCGGAGUGGAGGUGACCGUGGAGACGCCCACGGUAACAGCAGAGGGUGAGAAAGGCCGAUUCAAGAUGCCCGACGUCAAGAUGCCCAGCGUCAAGCUGCCCAAAGUCAAAGCUCCCCAGGCGCAGGUCAGCCUGCCCAAGGCCGAGGUCUCGCUGCCCAAGGGCCAGGAGGGCGAAGUCGCCCUGCAGGGCCCCGAGGCCGAAGCCAGCCUGGAGGUGGCCGCUGGCAAAGCUGAGGGCGGCGGCAUGAAAAUACACAUGCCCAAAGUCAAGGUGCCCAGCGUGGUCUUCUCCAAGCCCACCGUCAAGACUCCCAAACUGGACGCAGACGUCAGCCUCCCGCAGGCGGAGCUCAAGGCCGCCGAUGCCGACAUCACUGUCACGGCCCCUGACGUCAAGCUGCCCUCGGUCGAAGGCUCCCUCGAGCUGCAGGCGCCCGACGUAGACCUCAAAGCGCCCUCCGCCGAAGGCAAGCUGGAGCUGGAAGGCACGGGCCUGAAAGGCAAGCUCAAGAUGCCCAAGUUUGACAAGCCCAAAUUCACAGUGUCCUCCCCCAAGGCCGAGGCGCCCACAGCCGAGGUCAGCCUGCCCAGCGCAGAGCUCGACCUCCCCUCCGCCUCCGUGACGGCUGCAGGGGAGGGCACCGGCCUCGACCUCCCCUCCGCCUCCGUGACGGCUGCAGGGGAGGGCACCGGCGUGAAGCUGGAGAAGCCCUCCCUCAAGAUGCCCAAAGCCGACAUCAAAGCUCCCAAGGUGGACAUCAGCCUGCCCUCCGUCGACGUCACCCUUCCGCAGGCCAGCGUCGACCUGCAGGCGCCCGAGGCCACUCUUAGCCUUGAGGGAGAUGCCAAAGUCCCAGAGAAGGAGGCCGCCAAGACCAAGGACGGCAAGUUCAAGAUGCCCAAGUUCGGCAUGCCUUCCUUUGGCUGGUCCAGCAGCAGAGAGCCCAAGGGCACCGUGGCCGCCGAGGUGGACGUCAGCCUCCAGAAGCCUGAAGUUACACUGCCUUCCGGAGCCGCCGAAGUGGAGGUGACCCUGCCCGCGGCCGAUAUCCAAGCGCCCGGAGUGGAGGUGACCGUGGAGACGCCCACGGUAACAGCAGAGGGUGAGAAAGGCCGAUUCAAGAUGCCCGACGUCAAGAUGCCCAGCGUCAAGCUGCCCAAAGUCAAAGCUCCCCAGGCGCAGGUCAGCCUGCCCAAGGCCGAGGUCUCGCUGCCCAAGGGCCAGGAGGGCGAAGUCGCCCUGCAGGGCCCCGAGGCCGAAGCCAGCCUGGAGGUGGCCGCUGGCAAAGCUGAGGGCGGCGGCAUGAAAAUACACAUGCCCAAAGUCAAGGUGCCCAGCGUGGUCUUCUCCAAGCCCACCGUCAAGACUCCCAAACUGGACGCAGACGUCAGCCUCCCGCAGGCGGAGCUCAAGGCCGCCGAUGCCGACAUCACUGUCACGGCCCCUGACGUCAAGCUGCCCUCGGUCGAAGGCUCCCUCGAGCUGCAGGCGCCCGACGUAGACCUCAAAGCGCCCUCCGCCGAAGGCAAGCUGGAGCUGGAAGGCACGGGCCUGAAAGGCAAGCUCAAGAUGCCCAAGUUUGACAAGCCCAAAUACACAGUGUCCUCCCCCAAGGCCGAGGCGCCCACAGCCGAGGUCAGCCUGCCCAGCGCAGAGCUCGACCUCCCCUCCGCCACCGUGACGGCUGCAGGGGAGGGCACCGGCCUCGACCUCCCCUCCGCCUCCGUGACGGCUGCAGGGGAGGGCACCGGCGUGAAGCUGGAGAAGCCCUCCCUCAAGAUGCCCAAAGCCGACAUCAAAGCUCCCAAGGUGGACAUCAGCCUGCCCUCCGUCGACGUCACCCUUCCGCAGGCCAGCGUCGACCUGCAGGCGCCCGAGGCCACUCUUAGCCUUGAGGGAGAUGCCAAAGUCCCAGAGAAGGAGGCCGCCAAGACCAAGGACGGCAAGUUCAAGAUGCCCAAGUUCGGCAUGCCUUCCUUUGGCUGGUCCAGCAGCAGAGAGCCCAAGGGCACCGGGGCCGCCGAGGUGGACGUCAGCCUCCAGAAGCCUGAAGUUACACUGCCUUCUGGAGCCGCCGAAGUGGAGGUGACCCUGCCCGCGGCCGAUAUCCAAGCGCCCGGAGUGGAGGUGACCGUGGAGACGCCCACGGUAACAGCAGAGGGUGAGAAAGGCCGAUUCAAGAUGCCCGACGUCAAGAUGCCCAGCGUCAAGCUGCCCAAAGUCAAAGCUCCCCAGGCGCAGGUCAGCCUGCCCAAGGCCGAGGUCUCGCUGCCCAAGGGCCAGGAGGGCGAAGUCGCCCUGCAGGGCCCCGAGGCCGAAGCCAGCCUGGAGGUGGCCGCUGGCAAAGCUGAGGGCGGCGGCAUGAAAAUACACAUGCCCAAAGUCAAGGUGCCCAGCGUGGUCUUCUCCAAGCCCACCGUCAAGACUCCCAAACUGGACGCAGACGUCAGCCUCCCGCAGGCGGAGCUCAAGGCCGCCGAUGCCGACAUCACUGUCACGGCCCCUGACGUCAAGCUGCCCUCGGUCGAAGGCUCCCUCGAGCUGCAGGCGCCCGACGUAGACCUCAAAGCGCCCUCCGCCGAAGGCAAGCUGGAGCUGGAAGGCACGGGCCUGAAAGGCAAGCUCAAGAUGCCCAAGUUUGACAAGCCCAAAUUCACAGUGUCCUCCCCCAAGGCCGAGGCGCCCACAGCCGAGGUCAGCCUGCCCAGCGCAGAGCUCGACCUCCCCUCCGCCACCGUGACGGCUGCAGGGGAGGGCACCGGCGUGAAGCUGGAGAAGCCCUCCCUCAAGAUGCCCAAAGCCGACAUCAAAGCUCCCAAGGUGGACAUCAGCCUGCCCUCCGUCGACGUCACCCUUCCGCAGGCCAGCGUCGACCUGCAGGCGCCCGAGGCCACUCUUAGCCUUGAGGGAGAUGCCAAAGUCCCAGAGAAGGAGGCCGCCAAGACCAAGGACGGCAAGUUCAAGAUGCCCAAGUUCGGCAUGCCUUCCUUUGGCUGGUCCAGCAGCAGAGAGCCCAAGGGCACCGUGGCCGCCGAGGUGGACGUCAGCCUCCAGAAGCCUGAAGUUACACUGCCUUCCGGAGCCGCCGAAGUGGAGGUGACCCUGCCCGCGGCCGAUAUCCAAGCGCCCGGAGUGGAGGUGACCGUGGAGACGCCCACGGUAACAGCAGAGGGUGAGAAAGGCCGAUUCAAGAUGCCCGACGUCAAGAUGCCCAGCGUCAAGCUGCCCAAAGUCAAAGCUCCCCAGGCGCAGGUCAGCCUGCCCAAGGCCGAGGUCUCGCUGCCCAAGGGCCAGGAGGGCGAAGUCGCCCUGCAGGGCCCCGAGGCCGAAGCCAGCCUGGAGGUGGCCGCUGGCAAAGCUGAGGGCGGCGGCAUGAAAAUACACAUGCCCAAAGUCAAGGUGCCCAGCGUGGUCUUCUCCAAGCCCACCGUCAAGACUCCCAAACUGGACGCAGACGUCAGCCUCCCGCAGGCGGAGCUCAAGGCCGCCGAUGCCGACAUCACUGUCACGGCCCCUGACGUCAAGCUGCCCUCGGUCGAAGGCUCCCUCGAGCUGCAGGCGCCCGACGUAGACCUCAAAGCGCCCUCCGCCGAAGGCAAGCUGGAGCUGGAAGGCACGGGCCUGAAAGGCAAGCUCAAGAUGCCCAAGUUUGACAAGCCCAAAUUCACAGUGUCCUCCCCCAAGGCCGAGGCGCCCACAGCCGAGGUCAGCCUGCCCAGCGCAGAGCUCGACCUCCCCUCCGCCUCCGUGACGGCUGCAGGGGAGGGCACCGGCGUGAAGCUGGAGAAGCCCUCCCUCAAGAUGCCCAAAGCCGACAUCAAAGCUCCCAAGGUGGACAUCAGCCUGCCCUCCGUCGACGUCACCCUUCCGCAGGCCAGCGUCGACCUGCAGGCGCCCGAGGCCACUCUUAGCCUUGAGGGAGAUGCCAAAGUCCCAGAGAAGGAGGCCGCCAAGACCAAGGACGGCAAGUUCAAGAUGCCCAAGUUCGGCAUGCCUUCCUUUGGCUGGUCCAGCAGCAGAGAGCCCAAGGGCACCGGGGCCGCCGAGGUGGACGUCAGCCUCCAGAAGCCUGAAGUUACACUGCCUUCUGGAGCCGCCGAAGUGGAGGUGACCCUGCCCGCGGCCGAUAUCCAAGCGCCCGGAGUGGAGGUGACCGUGGAGACGCCCACGGUAACAGCAGAGGGUGAGAAAGGCCGAUUCAAGAUGCCCGACGUCAAGAUGCCCAGCGUCAAGCUGCCCAAAGUCAAAGCUCCCCAGGCGCAGGUCAGCCUGCCCAAGGCCGAGGUCUCGCUGCCCAAGGGCCAGGAGGGCGAAGUCGCCCUGCAGGGCCCCGAGGCCGAAGCCAGCCUGGAGGUGGCCGCUGGCAAAGCUGAGGGCGGCGGCAUGAAAAUACACAUGCCCAAAGUCAAGGUGCCCAGCGUGGUCUUCUCCAAGCCCACCGUCAAGACUCCCAAACUGGACGCAGACGUCAGCCUCCCGCAGGCGGAGCUCAAGGCCGCCGAUGCCGACAUCACUGUCACGGCCCCUGACGUCAAGCUGCCCUCGGUCGAAGGCUCCCUCGAGCUGCAGGCGCCCGACGUAGACCUCAAAGCGCCCUCCGCCGAAGGCAAGCUGGAGCUGGAAGGCACGGGCCUGAAAGGCAAGCUCAAGAUGCCCAAGUUUGACAAGCCCAAAUUCACAGUGUCCUCCCCCAAGGCCGAGGCGCCCACAGCCGAGGUCAGCCUGCCCAGCGCAGAGCUCGACCUCCCCUCCGCCACCGUGACGGCUGCAGGGGAGGGCACCGGCCUCGACCUCCCCUCCGCCUCCGUGACGGCUGCAGGGGAGGGCACCGGCGUGAAGCUGGAGAAGCCCUCCCUCAAGAUGCCCAAAGCCGACAUCAAAGCUCCCAAGGUGGACAUCAGCCUGCCCUCCGUCGACGUCACCCUUCCGCAGGCCAGCGUCGACCUGCAGGCGCCCGAGGCCACUCUUAGCCUUGAGGGAGAUGCCAAAGUCCCAGAGAAGGAGGCCGCCAAGACCAAGGACGGCAAGUUCAAGAUGCCCAAGUUCGGCAUGCCUUCCUUUGGCUGGUCCAGCAGCAGAGAGCCCAAGGGCACCGGGGCCGCCGAGGUGGACGUCAGCCUCCAGAAGCCUGAAGUUACACUGCCUUCCGGAGCCGCCGAAGUGGAGGUGACCCUGCCCGCGGCCGAUAUCCAAGCGCCCGGAGUGGAGGUGACCGUGGAGACGCCCACGGUAACAGCAGAGGGUGAGAAAGGCCGAUUCAAGAUGCCCGACGUCAAGAUGCCCAGCGUCAAGCUGCCCAAAGUCAAAGCUCCCCAGGCGCAGGUCAGCCUGCCCACGGCCGAGGUCUCGCUGCCCAAGGGCCAGGAGGGCGAAGUCGCCCUGCAGGGCCCCGAGGCCGAAGCCAGCCUGGAGGUGGCCGCUGGCAAAGCUGAGGGCGGCGGCAUGAAAAUACACAUGCCCAAAGUCAAGGUGCCCAGCGUGGUCUUCUCCAAGCCCACCGUCAAGACUCCCAAACUGGACGCAGACGUCAGCCUCCCGCAGGCGGAGCUCAAGGCCGCCGAUGCCGACAUCACUGUCACGGCCCCUGACGUCAAGCUGCCCUCGGUCGAAGGCUCCCUCGAGCUGCAGGCGCCCGACGUAGACCUCAAAGCGCCCUCCGCCGAAGGCAAGCUGGAGCUGGAAGGCACGGGCCUGAAAGGCAAGCUCAAGAUGCCCAAGUUUGACAAGCCCAAAUUCACAGUGUCCUCCCCCAAGGCCGAGGCGCCCACAGCCGAGGUCAGCCUGCCCAGCGCAGAGCUCGACCUCCCCUCCGCCUCCGUGACGGCUGCAGGGGAGGGCACCGGCGUGAAGCUGGAGAAGCCCUCCCUCAAGAUGCCCAAAGCCGACAUCAAAGCUCCCAAGGUGGACAUCAGCCUGCCCUCCGUCGACGUCACCCUUCCGCAGGCCAGCGUCGACCUGCAGGCGCCCGAGGCCACUCUUAGCCUUGAGGGAGAUGCCAAAGUCCCAGAGAAGGAGGCCGCCAAGACCAAGGACGGCAAGUUCAAGAUGCCCAAGUUCGGCAUGCCUUCCUUUGGCUGGUCCAGCAGCAGAGAGCCCAAGGGCACCGGGGCCGCCGAGGUGGACGUCAGCCUCCAGAAGCCUGAAGUUACACUGCCUUCCGGAGCCGCCGAAGUGGAGGUGACCCUGCCCGCGGCCGAUAUCCAAGCGCCCGGAGUGGAGGUGACCGUGGAGACGCCCACGGUAACAGCAGAGGGUGAGAAAGGCCGAUUCAAGAUGCCCGACGUCAAGAUGCCCAGCGUCAAGCUGCCCAAAGUCAAAGCUCCCCAGGCGCAGGUCAGCCUGCCCAAGGCCGAGGUCUCGCUGCCCAAGGGCCAGGAGGGCGAAGUCGCCCUGCAGGGCCCCGAGGCCGAAGCCAGCCUGGAGGUGGCCGCUGGCAAAGCUGAGGGCGGCGGCAUGAAAAUACACAUGCCCAAAGUCAAGGUGCCCAGCGUGGUCUUCUCCAAGCCCACCGUCAAGACUCCCAAACUGGAUGCAGACGUCAGCCUCCCGCAGGCGGAGCUCAAGGCCGCCGAUGCCGACAUCACUGUCACGACCCCUGACGUCAAGCUGCCCUCGGUCGAAGGCUCCCUCGAGCUGCAGGCGCCCGACGUAGACCUCAAAGCGCCCUCCGCCGAAGGCAAGCUGGAGCUGGAAGGCACGGGCCUGAAAGGCAAGCUCAAGAUGCCCAAGUUUGACAAGCCCAAAUUCACAGUGUCCUCCCCCAAGGCCGAGGCGCCCACAGCCGAGGUCAGCCUGCCCAGCGCAGAGCUCGACCUCCCCUCCGCCACCGUGACGGCUGCAGGGGAGGGCACCGGCGUGAAGCUGGAGAAGCCCUCCCUCAAGAUGCCCAAAGCCGACAUCAAAGCUCCCAAGGUGGACAUCAGCCUGCCCUCCGUCGACGUCACCCUUCCGCAGGCCAGCGUCGACCUGCAGGCGCCCGAGGCCACUCUUAGCCUUGAGGGAGAUGCCAAAGUCCCAGAGAAGGAGGCCGCCAAGACCAAGGACGGCAAGUUCAAGAUGCCCAAGUUCGGCAUGCCUUCCUUUGGCUGGUCCAGCAGCAGAGAGCCCAAGGGCACCGUGGCCGCCGAGGUGGACGUCAGCCUCCAGAAGCCUGAAGUUACACUGCCUUCCGGAGCCGCCGAAGUGGAGGUGACCCUGCCCGCGGCCGAUAUCCAAGCGCCCGGAGUGGAGGUGACCGUGGAGACGCCCACGGUAACAGCAGAGGGUGAGAAAGGCCGAUUCAAGAUGCCCGACGUCAAGAUGCCCAGCGUCAAGCUGCCCAAAGUCAAAGCUCCCCAGGCGCAGGUCAGCCUGCCCAAGGCCGAGGUCUCGCUGCCCAAGGGCCUGGAGGGCGAAGUCGCCCUGCAGGGCCCCGAGGCUGAAGCCAGCCUGGAGGUGGCCGCUGGCAAAGCUGAGGGUGGCGGCAUGAAAAUACACAUGCCCAAAGUCAAGGUGCCCAGCGUGGUCUUCUCCAAGCCCACCGUCAAGACACCCAAACUGGAUGCAGACGUCAGCCUCCCGCAGGCAGAGCUCAAGGCCGCCGAUGCCGACAUCACUGUCACGGCCCCUGACGUCAAGCUGCCCUCGGUCGAAGGCUCCCUCGAGCUGCAGGCGCCCGACGUAGACCUCAAAGCGCCCUCCGCCGAGGGCAAGCUGGAGCUGGAAGGCACGGGCCUGAAAGGCAAGCUCAAGAUGCCCAAGUUUGACAAGCCCAAAUUCACAGUGUCCUCCCCCAAGGCCGAGACGCCCACAGCCGAGGUCAGCCUGCCCAGCGCAGAGCUCGACCUCCCCUCCGCCACCGUGACGGCUGCAGGGGAGGGCACCGGUGUGAAGCUGGAGAAGCCCUCCCUCAAGAUGCCCAAAGCCGACAUCAAAGCUCCCAAGGUGGACAUCAGCCUGCCCUCCGUCGACGUCACCCUUCCGCAGGCCAGCGUCGACCUGCAGGCGCCCGAGGCCACUCUUAGCCUUGAGGGAGAUGCCAAAGUCCCAGAGAAGGAGGCCGCCAAGACCAAGGACGGCAAGUUCAAGAUGCCCAAGUUCGGCAUGCCUUCCUUUGGCUGGUCCAGCAGCAGAGAGCCCAAGGGCACCGUGGCCGCCGAGGUGGACGUCAGCCUCCAGAAGCCUGACGUUACACUGCCUUCCGGAGCCGCCGAAGUGGAGGUGACCCUGCCCGCGGCCGAUAUCCAAGCGCCCGGAGUGGAGGUGACCGUGGAGACGCCCACGGUAACAGCAGAGGGUGAGAAAGGCCGAUUCAAGAUGCCCGACGUCAAGAUGCCCAGCGUCAAGCUGCCCAAAGUCAAAGCUCCCCAGGCGCAGGUCAGCCUGCCCAAGGCCGAGGUCUCGCUGCCCAAGGGCCAGGAGGGCGAAGUCGCCCUGCAGGGCCCCGAGGCUGAAGCCAGCCUGGAGGUGGCCGCUGGCAAAGCUGAGGGCGGCGGCAUGAAAAUACACAUGCCCAAAGUCAAGGUGCCCAGCGUGGUCUUCUCCAAGCCCACCGUCAAGACACCCAAACUGGAUGCAGACGUCAGCCUCCCGCAGGCAGAGCUCAAGGCCGCCGAUGCCGACAUCACUGUCACGGCCCCUGACGUCAAGCUGCCCUCGGUCGAAGGCUCCCUCGAGCUGCAGGCGCCCGACGUAGACCUCAAAGCGCCCUCCGCCGAAGGCAAGCUGGAGCUGGAAGGCACGGGCCUGAAAGGCAAGCUCAAGAUGCCCAAGUUUGACAAGCCCAAAUUCACAGUGUCCUCCCCCAAGGCCGAGGCGCCCACAGCCGAGGUCAGCCUGCCCAGCGCAGAGCUCGACCUCCCCUCCGCCUCCGUGACGGCUGCAGGGGAGGGCACCGGCGUGAAGCUGGAGAAGCCCUCCCUCAAGAUGCCCAAAGCCGACAUCAAAGCUCCCAAGGUGGACAUCAGCCUGCCCUCCGUCGACGUCACCCUUCCGCAGGCCAGCGUCGACCUGCAGGCGCCCGAGGCCACUCUUAGCCUUGAGGGAGAUGCCAAAGUCCCAGAGAAGGAGGCCACCAAGACCAAGGACGGCAAGUUCAAGAUGCCCAAGUUCGGCAUGCCUUCCUUUGGCUGGUCCAGCAGCAGAGAGCCCAAGGGCACCGUGGCCGCCGAGGUGGACGUCAGCCUCCAGAAGCCUGAAGUUACACUGCCUUCCGGAGCCGCCGAAGUGGAGGUGACCCUGCCCGCGGCCGAUAUCCAAGCGCCCGGAGUGGAGGUGACAGUGGAGACGCCCACGGUAACAGCAGAGGGUGAGAAAGGCCGAUUCAAGAUGCCCGACGUCAAGAUGCCCAGCGUCAAGCUGCCCAAAGUCAAAGCUCCCCAGGCGCAGGUCAGCCUGUCCAAGGCCGAGGUCUCGCUGCCCAAGGGCCAGGAGGGCGAAGUCGCCCUGCAGGGCCCCGAGGCCGAAGCCAGCCUGGAGGUGGCCGCUGGCAAAGCUGAGGGCGGCGGCAUGAAAAUACACAUGCCCAAAGUCAAGGUGCCCAGCGUGGUCUUCUCCAAGCCCACCGUCAAGACUCCCAAACUGGACGCAGACGUCAGCCUCCCGCAGGCGGAGCUCAAGGCCGCCGAUGCCGACAUCACUGUCACGGCCCCUGACGUCAAGCUGCCCUCGGUCGAAGGCUCCCUCGAGCUGCAGGCGCCCGACGUAGACCUCAAAGCGCCCUCCGCCGAAGGCAAGCUGGAGCUGGAAGGCACGGGCCUGAAAGGCAAGCUCAAGAUGCCCAAGUUUGACAAGCCCAAAUUCACAGUGUCCUCCCCCAAGGCCGAGGCGCCCACAGCCGAGGUCAGCCUGCCCAGCGCAGAGCUCGACCUCCCCUCCGCCUCCGUGACGGCUGCAGGGGAGGGCACCGGCGUGAAGCUGGAGAAGCCCUCCCUCAAGAUGCCCAAAGCCGACAUCAAAGCUCCCAAGGUGGACAUCAGCCUGCCCUCCGUCGACGUCACCCUUCCGCAGGCCAGCGUCGACCUGCAGGCGCCCGAGGCCACUCUUAGCCUUGAGGGAGAUGCCAAAGUCCCAGAGAAGGAGGCCGCCAAGACCAAGGACGGCAAGUUCAAGAUGCCCAAGUUCGGCAUGCCUUCCUUUGGCUGGUCCAGCAGCAGAGAGCCCAAGGGCACCGUGGCCGCCGAGGUGGACGUCAGCCUCCAGAAGCCUGAAGUUACACUGCCUUCCAGAGCCGCCGAAGUGGAGGUGACCCUGCCCGCGGCCGAUAUCCAAGCGCCCGGAGUGGAGGUGACCGUGGAGACGCCCACGGUAACAGCAGAGGGUGAGAAAGGCCGAUUCAAGAUGCCCGACGUCAAGAUGCCCAGCGUCAAGCUGCCCAAAGUCAAAGCUCCCCAGGCGCAGGUCAGCCUGCCCAAGGCCGAGGUCUCGCUGCCCAAGGGCCAGGAGGGCGAAGUCGCCCUGCAGGGCCCCGAGGCCGAAGCCAGCCUGGAGGUGGCCGCUGGCAAAGCUGAGGGCGGCGGCAUGAAAAUACACAUGCCCAAAGUCAAGGUGCCCAGCGUGGUCUUCUCCAAGCCUACCGUCAAGACUCCCAAACUGGAUGCAGACGUCAGCCUCCCGCAGGCGGAGCCCAAGGCCGCCGAUGCCGACAUCACUGUCACGGCCCCUGACGUCAAGCUGCCCUCGGUCGAAGGCUCCCUCGAGCUGCAGGCGCCCGACGUAGACCUCAAAGUGCCCUCCGCCGAAGGCAAGCUGGAGCUGGAAGGCACGGGCCUGAAAGGCAAGCUCAAGAUGCCCAAGUUUGACAAGCCCAAAUUCACAGUGUCCUCCCCCAAGGCCGAGGCGCCCACAGCCGAGGUCAGCCUGCCCAGCGCAGAGCUCGACCUCCCCUCCGCCUCCGUGACGGCUGCAGGGGAGGGCACCGGCGUGAAGCUGGAGAAGCCCUCCCUCAAGAUGCCCAAAGCCGACAUCAAAGCUCCCAAGGUGGACAUCAGCCUGCCCUCCGUCGACGUCACCCUUCCGCAGGCCAGCGUCGACCUGCAGGCGCCCGAGGCCACUCUUAGCCUUGAGGGAGAUGCCAAAGUCCCAGAGAAGGAGGCCGCCAAGACCAAGGACGGCAAGUUCAAGAUGCCCAAGUUCGGCAUGCCUUCCUUUGGCUGGUCCAGCAGCAGAGAGCCCAAGGGCACCGUGGCCGCCGAAGUCGACGUCAGCCUCCAGAAGCCUGAAGUUACACUGCCUUCCGGAGCAGCCGAAGUGGAGGUGACCCUGCCCGCGGCCGAUAUCCAAGCGCCCAGUUUUGAUAUUCCUCUAGAUUCUUCUGCUCAUAAAGAGGAGGAAUUUGGUAAAUCUAAAAGUUCUAAACUCUUUGUUAUUCUUUAA